This is a messenger RNA of Eucalyptus grandis, 1774 nucleotides long. Its product is annotated as LEAF RUST 10 DISEASE-RESISTANCE LOCUS RECEPTOR-LIKE PROTEIN KINASE-like 2.2. The coding region runs from base 209 to 1531 and encodes 440 amino acids. NCBI's taxonomy places the organism in Eukaryota, Viridiplantae, Streptophyta, Magnoliopsida, Myrtales, Myrtaceae. Gene Ontology annotation, molecular function: ATP binding; protein kinase activity. The record is from RefSeq and is a predicted model, not a curated record. Gene Ontology annotation, biological process: protein phosphorylation. The transcript is spliced from 2 exons.
ACCGCGUUGGAACUUAAACAACGUAUGAGCCACGCAAAUGCACGGCUCGAGAAAAGUCAAAUACUAGACAACAGAGAGACUUCUCUGCGAAUACUUAUACUCAACAUCACCAAAAUUGAAGCCGUAACGACGGUCCUCAUUAGCAGGUUCUCAACGAGAGAAGUUUUUGAUCCCCCAACAAGGCUCGAUUCGAUUCCACCCAGAAGAGAUGAGCGCCUCCCGAUAUCUUUCUGACAAUUCCAAUCCAGAGUCGCCUGGCGAUCCUUUAAAUGGUUCAUUCAACUCGACGAUGGAUCGGUUCUUAGCUGCUGCCAUUAUUUCCGGUGUGGUGGGGACUGCAGCAACUAUUGCAAUCGUGUACUUCAUCAUCGAUUGCUUGAAGAAAGCAGGAACUGCGAUCCCAAGCUUGGCCAAGAUAGCUACUAAUGACUUGGAAAAAUUUCCACAAGUUGUUCGUCCUUUGCCAUCCGAAGUAAUCUCUGUCACCCCGCCAGCUAUCUCACCAGGACACAACUGGGAUGUGCCCAAUGAGUUUGGCACCCUGGAAAGGUUCCUGAAUCCUCCCAGGUUUUCUUCAGAUCAGCUGGCUGCUUACACCUCAGGUUACGCCACUGUGCUUGGUUCCGGCGCUUAUGGAGUUGUCUUCAAAGGGGAGUUGCCGAACGGAACUCUGGUGGCCGUCAAAGUGCUCACGAACGCCCACGACAAGAGGAUGAAGGAGCAGUUCAUGGCAGAGGUGAGCUCCAUUGGAAGAACUCACCACAUAAACCUUGUCAGGCUCUAUGGCUUUUGCUUUGACCCAACAACAAGGGCGCUCGUCUAUGAGUACAUGGAAAAUGGGUCCCUUGACAAGUUCCUGUUAGGAGACCAGAUGGCGAUCGAUGGUCACAAGAUGCAUGAGAUUGCCGUGGGGACCGCAAAGGGGAUUGCCUACUUGCACGAGGAAUGCGAGCAGCAGAUCGUCCACUAUGACAUAAAGCCCGGGAACAUCCUCCUGGACCAAAACUUGAGGCCGAAGAUUGCAGACUUUGGGCUCGCCAAGCUCUGCAAUAGGGAAAGCAGUCAGAUCCCCAUGACAGGGUUUCGUGGCACACACGGGUAUGCCGCGCCAGAGAUGUCGAAGCCAUAUCCUGUGACGUACAGGUGCGAUGUGUACAGCUUCGGAAUGGUCCUAUUUGACAUCAUGGAGAGGAGGAUAAAUCAUGACAUGGACCUAAAAGAGUCAAUGUCGGGGCUACCACAGUGCACAUGGCACAUUUUACAGAAUGACAGGUUGUUGGAGAUGGUUUGCGGGUUUCCUGAGAGUGAAAGAAAGAAGGCGAUGAUGAUGUUGAAGGUGGCUUUGUGGUGCAUUCAGUAUAAGCCGGAGGCGAGGCCGAUGAUGAGCGCUGUGGUGAAGAUGUUGGAAGCAGAUGUGGAAAUUCCGACGCCUGAUUGUCCGUUCGAGAAUCCCAAUUUAGAUAAGCCUUCUCAGGGCUCGGGAAAUGGAAGUGAACGGUACUCGGACUCAUCUGCUUUUAUCAUAUCUUAAGCAGACAUCAAACAUAGCAUAUGAUAAAUUUUAUCCUAUCUUGAAUUUUAUCUAGAUCAUCAAAUGUGGCCUUAGAGAUUUUUCUAGGAUCUUAUGUUAAAUAUACUCGAUUAUUCUAUUAAUUAUUAGUGUCUCCCAAUAUUGCAUGUAUAUUGCAAGAUUGUGUAUAUCUUGAUUGAGAUGUCAUCUUAAAUUAGUUUUUUAAUAAAAUAUAUAAAUAGGCUCAUGUAUUCUUAUUCAAAA